Messenger RNA from Haemonchus placei, 177 nucleotides. Lineage: Eukaryota; Metazoa; Nematoda; Chromadorea; Rhabditida; Trichostrongylidae. The record is from the annotation of a GenBank genome assembly.
AUGAGUGUAUAUUUGAGUGAGCAACAGCAACAUGGUGUCUCUUACAAUGUUCUCACUUGUGAUCAGGAACAAUUAGUGGGACGCGGUUACUACGGGCGGUAUCUUCUCCCCGAAAACGGUGUCGCAUUUGCCGCACCCGAUCGCACUCAGUCGCGCGCUUCGAAGGGAAAGGUUUGA